GCCCGGCGGCCUGGGCGCCGCGCCCUGGGUCGCGCUGGUGGCCCGAGGCGUCUGCACCUUCAAGGACAAGGUGCUGGCGGCGGCGCGGAGGAACGCCUCGGCGGUGGUGGUCUACAACCUGGAGCACUACGGGAAUGCCACCGAGCCCAUGUCGCACGCGGGAACGGGAAAUACAGUUGUCAUUAUGAUUAGCUACCCAAAAGGACGAGAAAUUUUUGAUCUGGUGCAAAAAGGAAUUCCAGUAAAAAUGACCAUAGGGAUUGGUACCCGUCAUAUGCAAGAAUUCAUCAGUGGUCAGUCUGUGGUGUUUGUGGCCAUUGCCUUCAUCACGAUGAUGAUUAUCUCAUUAGCAUGGCUAAUAUUCUAUUAUAUACAGCGUUUCCUAUAUACUGGCUCACAGUUUGGAAGUCAGAAUCAUAGAAAGGAAACUAAGAAAGUUAUUGGCCAGCUUCCACUACACACUGUAAAGCACGGAGAGAAGGGAAUUGAUGUUGAUGCCGAGAAUUGUGCAGUGUGUAUUGAAAACUUUAAAGUAAAGGAUGUUAUCAGAAUCCUGCCAUGCAAGCAUAUUUUUCAUAGAAUAUGCAUUGACCCAUGGCUUUUGGAUCACCGAACGUGUCCAAUGUGUAAACUUGAUGUCAUCAAAGCCCUGGGAUACUGGGGGGACCCUGAGGAUGCACAGGAGCCCAUUCCAGAAGCUGCCCCAGGAAGUGUUUCUGUUGGGAAUCUCAGUGUGACAUCCCAAGAUGAGGACAGGAGUGGAGAAAGCAACCUUCCGUCAUCGUCCUCCAGUGACUCUGCACCACACCGCCCCUGUUUUAAAGAAGAUGCAGGGGAAGACACAGCAUUACUAGGAGCCGGCAGGAAUGACCCUCAACAUGGAGGAUCCAUCUGCUAGCACACAUCCUCACUGACAGCCUCACCGACAGAGCCUUGGCUUGAACUACAGGACAUUUAAUUUUUUACUCUAGGGCAUAGUUUGUAUACUUGAAAACAGUGGAUAUUAUUUUACUUUACCUUUCAGAUUCAGAUUUGAUAUACAAAGGGCUGAGAUAUUUUAUUCCUAAAAGGACUUUUAAUUAGCCUUGAUCUAUUUAUCUACUAAAGUAUGAUGUGUAUCAUAAAUUUUGUUGUGUCAGACUGUCACAGAUGGGAGGGGGUGUUUCUGAGUAAUAGACUAGCUUCUGUGGUACUGUAAACCAAGAUUCUGUUUCUCAGGCUUUUAGACAAAAGUUAAAGUAGAAUUGCGUAAUAUAAUUCAGUAAUUGAUCAAAUGAACUUUUCCCCAAGCAGAGACUCUUUAGAACUUGUAGAAUGAGAAAUCUUGCCGUAGGCAGUGUGUCCAGCUGUAAACCCAGCACUCAGGAGGCUGAGGCAAGAGAAUUUUGAGUUCAAGCCAAAAAGAAGGAACUGAGGGAAGAGAGAAAUCUACUAUCUUGCACUAUAUUGUCCGUAGAGACUUCAAAACCAAGCGUACCUUUUUAUUGUUUGGAAUUGUGAAAAGAACACUAGUUGAUUUUAUGAUUUGCAUUUUUACCUUUAUUGCCUUUUUUUUUUUUGACACUUGGAAGGAGAAGGACAUUUAUCUAUGUUUCUCUACCAAAAAAAUGGCAGGAAUGCCAUCCAUAUUGCACAUUAAAAGUAUUAAAAUAUUGAUUCAUUGAGAAAAUCAAGUUAGGCAUACUGUGAUGUUUUUAAAUUAUAUUUCAGUGGAUCUAAUCUUUAAAAUUAAAAAUAUUUAAAUUAAAAUUUUGAUUUUUGUUGUUAGACUAACAUUUUUCUAAUGAGAUUUUAAUAUAGUUCACUUUCUCUGUGACCUUUUAUCUGUCUUUUCUCUGCUUGGUGUUCCUACAGGUAAAGCCAAUUAAGGUCGUUGCCCAAGUUCUAAAUUGGUCAAAUACAUCUUUUUAAAGUGAGGAGUCCUUUGUUGAUCCUAAACUUGUGUUGCAUGUCUACUUUGUAGACAAAAAUGUUUAUUGACAAAUAUUUUAUGUAACAGAUAUUAUUUAGCAUAGUCAGUCCCAACUUUCAGCACAAAAAGUUUACAGAGGAUAAAGUCUAUUAAAAGCCAGUCUUUGCCCAAAGGACAGAGAAAAAUACAUUCUUGAUUCAAAAUAUUUUACACUUCAGUGAUAAACUGAGAGUGCUUUUUUAAAGUUCAUUUGUGUGUAUGGGUACUUUUUCUGUAUGUAUAUAUGUCUGUGUACCAUCUGCAUGCCUAGUUCCAAAAGAGGCCAGAAGAGGACAUCAGAUCUGAUGAACUGGAGUUACAGAAGGUUGGUACCUUGUAGGUACUGGGUCUUGAACCUGGGUUCUCCAACCACCGAACCAUCUCUCCAGUCCAAGGAAAGAAUGUUUUAAGAAGUGUUUCUGGCUGACACCACAAGUCCCUGGAGGUCACUGAUCCACAGUCUUUCUUGAUUUUUGCAUUAAUGCCCUCAGCUGGAACUACUUUUGGACAGGAGAUAAACAGGAGUCAGGAACACUUCCAGAUCUAUCACUAUCCUCUCGAGGCUUCUGCUAGGGAAAAGAUAAGUAUCCUCACAGCAUCUCUUCAGCAUACAGGUUUAGGAAUAACUUCAUCAGUAUCAUUUUCAGAUCUAUUUUCCAUUUUCUCCAGCACAAAACUUAAUUCUUUAUCUUUCUUCACAAGUUCUGCUUUGAUCAACUUCAGCUACUUCUUAUCAAAAUAGGUGACCAUUUCUUCUAGUUUCCAGUGAUCUGUUAUGGUCUUUGUUUGUUUCAAGGCAUUGAACCCUACCUAGGUGUGAUCCAUUUCCUCCAUCUGCCAUCUCUGUUUAUCACUGACUGCUGAGAAAUGCUCUGAUAGUGUCCUUACUGUUGUGUCAUCUCUGACCACAGGAGCCUGAAAAGUGGGAACUUGUGGCAGAGUAUGGACCACCUGGGUGGGUAAGGACAGCUGGCAGAACCACUGGGAUUAGGGAGAGAGGUAUCCAAAUGAGUAUAGAAAUUCCCUUGGCACGCCUGGCAUAUAGGUCAUUGAUUGUCCUGUUUUUAGGUACAGUGGAAAGGAUGUAGAAAUGUAGGAUGGAGAACACUGAAAAGAUCCUUCUCUAAACAUUACAGUCAUAACCUGAAUAAGCUCCAGAAGGCUGACUGUGGGUGUUUCUAUUCAUUGUAGGUAUGGAAGGUAGAUCUUCCCAUUUUGAACCACAUGCUUUCAGUAGUCACUGAACUAGUGGGCUUAACAAAAUGGGUCCAGCAGCCAUAGGUAUAUUGGAAUAUUAUACAUACUGCUUCCAUAAUACAUAGGAAUUGUUCCAGAAAAGUUCCUUAGUUCCCUGGAAUUGCUAUCAUUUUAAAAAUGAGUCCAGUACAACUUUGAGAUUUUUGUAUGUAGUAAUAACUGACAGUUUCACAUACAAGUGUCUGUUAAUGCAUGGAUACCAUGUCCUACAGCUGGCCCUAGGACAGCACCAUGACACCAUACACCUCCAUCUUCACAGGCAUCAGCAUCAAGGGCUGUCCCAGGUCUCCAGAGAAUUGCAGAGGCUCUGCCAAGGCACCGAGUAAAUACAAUUUUAAAGGCUAAAUUUAUCCUUAGAACUGUAUCUAAGACAUGAAAGUGUCUUACUAAGCUAUUUUUCUACAGUUGGAUUCUAGCUACUCAUAGUAAAAUGUAGAUUUUACUGAAAGAAUGUACAACCAGAUGAGCAUGAGCUGUUGAAGUAGAAAAUCUGUCUUAUGUGAAGAGUCUCAGAGUUGGGUUUACAAGUUCUUACUGAACCACUGUGGUCAGUGCAAAUAGGAAUUCUUUACCAAGUAGAUUAGUGCUGUCUUUUGAGACAUACCAGGGAGAAUGUCAUCAUUCCAACAGUAAAUGAAGCUGGCUUUUACAAAGGAUAUUGUGAUAGAGCAAGGUAAAUUGUUUUUAAUUAUUUAUGAUUACUGAAGAAUUUUUAAGGCAGGAUCUCACUGUUUAAUGCAAUUUGAAUUUGAAUUCACCAUCCUUCUGCCUCAGCCUUCCCAGUGGUGAGAUUACAAGCAUGUGGACCACUUCUGACUCUGAAUAGUGUUUUGAAGAUUGGAGGCAGUGGUUGAAAGAGGCAGUGUCCAUGAUACAGACGGUGGUUUGCUGUGGUUCCUGCUCUCCUGGCUUUUCACUCUGCAGUAUUGAUUGAUAUUUUGGCUCUCUCAGCAGAAAACCAGAUUUGUGAGCACAUGGUCUCACUUGGCAGGUGAUUUGAAGAUUUAAGUUGAACUAAAAAAAUGUCAUGAAGUUUAACCUAUGUUAAAUUAAACUCAUUUAAUGACACUUAAA
Molecule: messenger RNA, 4282 nt
Organism: Myodes glareolus (Bank vole)
Lineage: Eukaryota; Metazoa; Chordata; Mammalia; Rodentia; Cricetidae
Gene: Rnf149
Product: ring finger protein 149
Source: RefSeq, a predicted model, not a curated record